AUCUUGGAAUACUUAAACAAAAUGUUUAAGGGGGGCAAGGGGACUUUACAGUUCUUUUGAUAAAGACAUGAAGAUACAGUUGUAGACAGAGGGUAGAUCUCUAAAAGUGUCAUAAGGUAGAUCUAAAAAUAGGACCAAUUAUCAUUCUUAUAAUUAAGCCUAAUGGACCUUCCUGUGUGAAACUGCAUGACCUGAAAAUGGAUCCAUGUUCUUCUGUGUUACCAGCAACUGUUUUAGAGCAAAUUGCCUUGCGGCUGGGCUGCAGUCCCACAGACAAGAAACUUGCUUUCCGCUUAGAUGAAGAAGAUGAAUUAAAGCAUCUUCGUGAAUGUUUCUGUAUCCCCAAAGUCAAGGAUCUGCCUCCAACUGAUCUGAGCCUGGUGAACGGAGAGGAGAGCUGUAUAUACUUUGCUGGGAAUUCUCUCGGGCUCCAGCCAAGAAAAGUUAAAACUUACUUGGAUGAAGAACUGGAUAAGUGGGCUCGAACAGGUGUUCAUGGCCAUUUCAAUGGUCAGCGCCCAUGGGCUUUGGCAGACGAGUGCAUCCUAGACCUGAUGGCUGAGCUGGUUGGGGCCCAAAGACAGGAACUAGCCUUAAUGAACGGGCUAACUGUUAACUUGCACCUCCAGUUGUUAUCUUUCUUUAAGCCUACUCCAAGACGCUAUAAAAUUCUUCUAGAAGCCAAAGCCUUCCCCUCUGACCAUUACGCUGUUGAGUCCCAGCUUCGCCUUCACGGGCUGGAUGUGGAGCAGUGCAUGCUUUUGGUGCAGCCGCGGGAGGGGGAGGAGACCUUGAGAAUUGAAGAUAUCCUUGCUGUAAUUGAGAAGGAAGGGGACUCGAUCGCUGUCAUUCUGUUCAGUGGGGUGCAGUACUACACGGGGCAAUUGUUUGAUAUCCCUAGAAUAACAAAGGCUGGCCAUGAAAAGGGUUGCUUUGUUGGAUUUGACCUGGCUCACGCUGUUGGGAACGUAGAGCUUCAUUUGCAUGACUGGGGAGUAGAUUUUGCGUGCUGGUGUUCCUACAAGUAUUUAAAUUCUGGAGCAGGAGGCCUUGCUGGUGCCUACAUUCAUGAGAAGCAUUCCCAGACUAUUAAACCUACGCUGAUUGGCUGGUGGGGUCAUGACUUCAAAACACGAUUCCUCAUGGAAAACAAAUUGCAACUAAGUGAAGGAAUUAAUGGAUUUCGGUUAUCAAAUCCUCCAAUUUUACUGGUCUGUGCUCUGCAAGCCAGUUUAGAGGUUUUUGGUGAAACUACAAUGAAAGCAUUGAGAAGGAAAUCUGUUCUACUCACGGGUUACUUGGAAUACCUGAUCAGACAUUACUACAGUGAGGAUAAGACAAAUCCAGAGAAACCCUUCAUAAAAAUAGUCACACCAUCGCAGAUUGAGGAAAGAGGAUGCCAGCUCACUCUAUCUUUUUCCCUUCCAAUCAAAUCUGUGUUUCAAGAGCUGGAGAAGAGAGGAGUAGCUUGUGACAUACGAGAACCAAAUGCUCUUCGUGUUGCCCCAGUUCCUCUCUACAAUUCUUUCCAUGAUGUGCACAGAUUUAUUGAAAUCCUGGGAUCUGCAAUUACAUCUUCAAAACAAACAGCAAAUAAUACUGUGCUAUCUGGUUCUUAUUGAUGGCUCAGCUCUAUCUUUUAAUCUAUUUCUGACUAAGAUGCAUUUAUCCCGCUGAGUGAUUCUUUGCUUCAAGUAGACUGAGCUAUAUCCCAUGCAAUUUGCAAAAAAAUGACUGUGCUUGAAUAGUUAUUUACAACAGGCAUAGUUUUAUUAAAGCUCAUAUUUCCACUCUG
Falco peregrinus (peregrine falcon) is the source of this 1795-nucleotide messenger RNA. RefSeq names its product kynureninase (gene KYNU). The coding region runs from base 198 to 1622 and encodes 474 amino acids. The transcript is spliced from 14 exons. The record is from RefSeq and is a predicted model, not a curated record. Gene Ontology annotation, biological process: NAD+ biosynthetic process. Lineage: Eukaryota; Metazoa; Chordata; Aves; Falconiformes; Falconidae. Gene Ontology annotation, cellular component: cytoplasm. Gene Ontology annotation, molecular function: kynureninase activity; pyridoxal phosphate binding.